Callorhinus ursinus (northern fur seal) is the source of this 718-nucleotide messenger RNA. RefSeq names its product transmembrane protein 254 (gene TMEM254). Lineage: Eukaryota; Metazoa; Chordata; Mammalia; Carnivora; Otariidae. The record is from RefSeq and is a predicted model, not a curated record.
GCGGGGGCGGGUACGGCUCCCCAUCCCAAGACUCAGUGUGUAGAUCUUUCAAGAUGGUGGUGACGAAGUCCGAGGCCCGGAGGGCUGCUUCCGCCUACUUCCGUCCGGCCAGAUGUUUACCUUCGCUGGUCACCAUCCUGGCGCUGGGCUAUUUCGCGUGGGUUGUCUUCUGGCCUCAGAGUAUCCCUUAUCAGAGCCUCGGGCCGCUGGGCCUCUUCACUCAGUACUUGGUGGACCAUCAUCAUACCCUCCUGCACAAUGGGUAUUGGCUUGCCUGGCUGAUUCACUUGGGAGAGUCCUUGUACGCCAUGGUUUUGUGCAAGUCUAAAGGCAUCACAGAUGGUCGGGCUCAACUACUCUGGUUCCUACAAACGUAUCUCUUUGGGAUAGCAUCUCUCUCCAUCUUGAUAGCUUACAGACCAAAACGCCAAAAACAAACUUAAAGAAGAUACCCAGAAGCUUUCUUUACACUGUUGACAUUCAACUUCACUGUUUUGGGGUGGGGGAGAUGCUGGGGGAUGCUGAGUUACUUGAUCUUUCUAUUUUCCAGAAAUUUAAGACCCUCUAGUUAUUCAUUGCUCUUUCGUACGCUCUGGUUGAGCUUGACUAGAUGGUAGGAAAGGAUUUAAGCUUCCCAGUUCUGCAGACUAACCUGUUUGGCUGAGAGCUUCCAAGCUACCUGCUUGAGGUCCUUGGCCAUGUUGGUGCGCCUUGUGUC